Sorghum bicolor (sorghum) is the source of this 808-nucleotide messenger RNA. Its product is annotated as LYR motif-containing protein 2. Lineage: Eukaryota; Viridiplantae; Streptophyta; Magnoliopsida; Poales; Poaceae. Bases 433 to 681 code for a protein of 82 amino acids. The record is from RefSeq and is a predicted model, not a curated record. The transcript is spliced from 4 exons. Gene Ontology annotation, cellular component: mitochondrion.
GUGACCCUAGGGAGGGGUCAUCGGCCGCAGAGCAGGAAGCCAGGAAGGCAGCAGCAGGCGGCACAUCCUCCUCCCCUAGCUACGGCUCCUCCACCGUCUCCACUCGCCGCCCUUCUCCGCACCCGCCUCUGACCUCUCCUCGCGGGCCAAGCAGGCAAGGAGCAAAGGUGCCAAAGGAGCGAGCGAGGAGAUAGUUAGGCAGCGGCCAUCGACGGCAGCUCGCGGAAAAGCGACGGAGCAGGCAGACAUCCCAGCAGUGACGCGGCUGCAAGUUGGUUAGUGACGCGACCGCCGCAAGUUGGUCCGAAGGCGUUGCCCAGGUGCUGAGGCUUUCCUUGGUCUCUUCGCCGGCGACGAGCACCCAUCAGAAUUUCCAGCUUGCUGGGAGGUUUCACAUGGAUUGAUUAUUACUUGGCAUUAAGUUGUUCUUCAAUGGUGCAUUUCAUGGAUUUACGGGCUUUCAUCCUACGUACACAUGUCUUGAAGCUUUAUAGACAGGCAUUGCGUAUUACUCACAGAGCCCCUGUACAUGCUCGAGAUGAGUUGAGGCAGACCGCAAGGGACGAGUUUGAGAAAUAUCGCCAUUGUGAUGAUAAACAAAAGAUUAGGUUUUUGAUCAGUGAAGGGAAGCAGAGACUAAAAGGUCUUGAUGAACUGCUUGACAUGACAGGGAACAGCUAAUCUGAGUUCUCUGUCUUUGCUUCUGUAAUCAGCUUGUUCCAGAAUCCAAAUAACUAAAUUCCAUUUUUUAUGAGAAUAUUGUUACAGAGAUGCAGAUUUCUUGAUAAAUCUUUCUAGUCUUCCAUCA